AUGCAGAGCACGGCGGGCCUCUCGCGGGUGCUGAAGGAGAGCAUGGAGUGGCAGACGAGUGUGGCUGUUGAAGAGGAAGUGAGGGCACGGCGCCUCCUGUGCAAGCUCACUGCGGAGACGAAGGAGAGUCUGCCAGUGGCACCACCGGUGGCGAGCACCAACAGCUCCGGCCACGACAGAGAGGAGGUGGGGAGUAGUGGUGGAGGGUUGGAAGUAUCCAACUGGUUUGGCAACAAAAGGAUCCGGUACAAGAAAAAUAUCGGCAAGUUUCAGGAAGAGGCCAACCUGUAUGCCGCCAAGACUGCUGUAAAUGCAGCACACGCUGCAGCCGCUGCAGUGCAGAACAGCCAGGCCAACUCCCCUACCACACCUAACUCCGGUUCUUCAGGUUCUUUUAACCUCCCAAACUCUGGGGACAUGUUCUUGAGCAUGCAGAGUCUGAAUGGGGAUUCUUACCAAGGGGCACAAGUCGGAGCCAAUGUACAGUCACAGGUGGAUACCCUGCGCCAUGUUAUCAGUCAGACGGCAGGAUACAAUGAUCCUCUUGGGGGAAACAUCAUGUACAGUCCACAUGGCUUAAAUGCUAAUGGGGGAUGGCAAGAUGCAACGACUCCGUCUUCUGUAAUAUCUCCGACAGAAGGACCUGGAAGUGUGCACUCCGAUACCUCGGAUUGAUCCGCCAUUAAUGCAUCUCCUCCUCAAGCUGGGCAUGGACUCUUUUACUGGCUGACCAACAGCAGAGGAUAUUAAAAAAAUAAUCACAACAGAUUAGUUUUCCUGUACCUUAAAAUGUUCCGCCACACGAACGACAUCCUCCAUCACGAACACCAAGUGUUUCCUGAUUGUUCAGUGUUUUCUUUCUGCCUUCAUAAACCAACCAUGCCCUUAUUUGAUUGUCAUAGGAGUAAGCACACACAUGUAUAAAUAAAGAACAGCCCUCAGAUGUUACUCAGCAAACUUUCUCUGCUCUGAACUCAAAUUACUGGAGGACACUUGUGUAUUUAAUAUGACAUUUAAACGGCCAUUAGUUUGAUUUUAUUACACCUCUCCAUUUUGAUGAUUGCUUUCUCUUCGCAUUCUUACAGUACGUAGAUUUAAGCAGCUGUUUCUUUGACUGUAAUGUGCUCCACAUCUUGUCCAGCAACUCAACAAUGCUACUGUUGACAGCUCAAUGGCAGCUUUGUAGUUGCGUUCAAGAUUUAUUUUCGCCUUACAGCCCUAUACAUUAGUACCAGAGAAUGACUAUUCAAACUCUGGAACAUAAAGAAGUGUAAUUGAUUGCUUGACUAUAACAUGACACCAUUCCAUAUUUUAUAAUUUCAUGUUUAGUAUGUACAUAUGUAAACAUUUUUUUUGUACUGCUUAUGGAAAUCAACAAAUCCCCCUACGGUAGAUCAUUCCUUCAUGGCACAGGAGCAGGCCCCCAUUACGCAGGAAAAGUUGUACAUAACAUAACAUAGCUAAAGAGUAAUUAUACAUCCCAUCUGUCAAUCCACAGCUUUAUUACCUCAUUCAAAUUCACACACACCAAUAAUUUCCAACUUUUCUGUAGCUUAGAGUGCUCACUUACUACCUCUAAACAAAAAUCACCACAUCAUUCUUUCUUUUGUCCUUAUUUAAUGUUUUUAUGUAGUUAUUUUUGAUGACAUCUUGUAACACUGUAAACUCUAUCAUUCUCUAUGUAAUCUAAUGUAUAUUUUAAUCUUUUAAUAAAAUACUGUUGCGGGACUGCAACUUAAAAUGACAAAAAUAAAAAAAUGAAAACGAUAACAAUAUUAAUACCGUGAAGAAGAGAUGUGGGGAGGGUGUGGGCGGGGUGAGGUUAUUGGUCUGUGGCUUUUACGACGGGGGUGCGAUGAACAUUGUUGAUAAAUUAAUGCCAAACAGUAAAACUGUUGUAAAUACUAAAGAAAAAAAAACAUUUUGAAUGUUGCUCAUCUUGUUACUAAAUCAUGCAAAAAAAAGAAAAAAAUCACUAUAAAAACUGUAAUGCAUAGAGGUUUCAGUAUUCAGAACUGUACAUUUCAAGCUCUGUUCAACAGGGUUCAAGACUUCUUUUCUCUCUUUUCUAUUGUAUGUGAUUCUGAAACUGAAAAGUCAUGACCGAUGAUUUGUGGCAGUGAUUCUAAUGUAUUAAAGAUGUUUAGUGUUACUUUCUAACCAGACUACACCCUGGACUGAAAAGUCUUCCUUGUGGUAGUUGUGUAAUUUCAAACAUGAAUAAACCUUUUGCUUUCAUGACA
Molecule: messenger RNA, 2243 nt
Organism: Paralichthys olivaceus (Japanese flounder)
Lineage: Eukaryota; Metazoa; Chordata; Actinopteri; Pleuronectiformes; Paralichthyidae
Source: RefSeq, a predicted model, not a curated record